Messenger RNA from Cylicostephanus goldi, 237 nucleotides. NCBI's taxonomy places the organism in Eukaryota, Metazoa, Nematoda, Chromadorea, Rhabditida, Strongylidae. The record is from the annotation of a GenBank genome assembly.
AUGACGGGAGCCGAGGUGAAGGUUGAGAUGAAUCAGAGAAAUCGAUUCUCGUUCGGUUUGUCGGCUGAAUGUGGAAGUGAGGGAGAGAAGCAGCAGCAAAUCACACUCACACAUGCACUCAAUGCCAUAUGUGAACGAGUCCUUGUUUCAGCGGCUGACUAUAGGCAGCCGGAAGCUUUUUGGGACAGGGAAGGAACGGAACGGGGAUGUGAGUGGUGGGGAAAGGAAAUGGUUUGA